Molecule: messenger RNA, 1044 nt
Organism: Penicillium waksmanii
Lineage: Eukaryota; Fungi; Ascomycota; Eurotiomycetes; Eurotiales; Aspergillaceae
Gene: leu2A
Product: 3-isopropylmalate dehydrogenase LEU2
Exons: 7
Coding region: 1-1044 (347 amino acids)
Biological process (GO): L-leucine biosynthetic process
Cellular component (GO): cytosol
Molecular function (GO): 3-isopropylmalate dehydrogenase activity; NAD binding; magnesium ion binding
Source: RefSeq, a predicted model, not a curated record
AUGUCUUCCUUCAACAUCGUUGUCCUGGGUGGUGACCACUGUGGUCCUGAGGUUACUACCGAGGCCAUCAAGGUCCUCCGUGUGAUCGAGAAGAACCGUGAUGUCACCUUCAACCUGCAGGACAAGCUGUUCGGUGGUGCCUCUAUCGACGACAACGGAUCUCCCCUGACCGAGGAUACCCUUGCGGCUGCUAAGAACGCCGACGCUGUGCUUCUGGGUGCCAUUGGCGGACCGAAAUGGGGCACUGGUGCUGUCCGUCCCGAGCAGGGUCUCCUGCGCCUCCGUAAGGAGAUGGGCACCUUCGGUAACCUGCGUCCCUGCAACUUCGCCGCACCCUCGCUGGUCGAGAGCUCUCCAUUGAAGGCCGAGGUCUGCCGUGGUGUCGACUUCAACAUCAUCCGUGAGCUGACUGGUGGUAUCUACUUCGGUGAGCGCAAGGAGGACGACGGCUCCGGAUUCGCCAUGGACACCGAGCCCUACUCUCGCGCUGAGAUCGAGCGCAUCACCCGCCUGGCCGGUAACCUGGCCCUGCAGCACAACCCCCCCUCUCCCCGUGUCGUCACUGAGAUCAUGGCCAAUGAGUUCCCUCAGGUCCAGAUCGGUCACCACCUGAUCGACUCCGCUGCCAUGCUUAUGAUCAAGGACCCCCGCAAGCUCAACGGUAUCGUUGUCACCAGCAACCUCUUCGGUGAUAUCAUUAGCGACGAGGCUAGUGUUAUCCCCGGCUCGCUGGGUCUCCUGCCCAGUGCCAGUCUGAGCGGUGUUCCUGACGGCAAGAGUCGUGUCAACGGUAUCUACGAGCCUAUCCACGGCUCCGCCCCCGAUAUUGCCGGAAAGGGCAUCGUCAACCCCGUUGCCGCCAUCCUCUCCGUCGCCAUGAUGAUGCAGUACUCCUUCGGCAUGUUCGCUGAGGCUCGCAUCAUCGAGAAGGCUGUCAGCAACGUCAUCGAGGCUGGCACUCGCACUGGUGAUAUUGGUGGCAAGGCCACCACUGCCGAGGUUGGUGACGCCGUCGUUGCUGAGCUCGAGAAGCUCCUCAAGUAA